Oppiella nova is the source of this 1620-nucleotide messenger RNA. NCBI's taxonomy places the organism in Eukaryota, Metazoa, Arthropoda, Arachnida, Sarcoptiformes, Oppiidae. The record is from the annotation of a GenBank genome assembly.
GACGGCAAACAAGUGAACGAAUUUCUGGGCAUUCCUUACGCCAAACCACCCAAAGGUGACCUCAGGUUCCGGAAACCCGUUCCCACCGACAGUUGGUCUCAACCAUUGGUGGCCGACAAGUGGCCUAACGCUUGCUCUCAACUGAAUAUAUAUCCCGAAUACUAUCAAAACAAAAAUAUUAGUGAAGAUUGUCUUUACCUAAACAUAUGGUCACCGGUGAGUACUGUGAGGUCAAAGGUGACCGGACGGAAAACACGCAAAGUUAGCCAACUUAAGCCGGUUAUGUUUUACGCACAUGGAGGUGGCUUCUCUGUGGGCUCAUCCAGUCAAUUGAACUACAGGGGCGAAGUGUUGGCAACAAAGGGGGACGUGAUUGUUGUUACCUUUAAUUACCGAUUAAAUGCAUUUGGAUUCCUAUAUACGGGAACGGAUGACGGGCCCGGAAAUGUGGGUCUCUGGGACCACGCGCUGGCACUGGAGUGGGUGCACAAGAAUAUCAGAAAUUUUGGCGGAGACCCCGAGAAGAUCACUAUUUUCGGUACGAGCGCCGGUAGUAUGACUUCCAGUGCUUUAGUACUGUCUCCCAUAACUCGCAAUCUAUUCAAAAACGCUAUAUUAAUGUCUGGAUCGGCGUUGGGUGAGAUGACUGGUAAUCCGGAUGAAAUGAAACAGUAUUGGCUUCAAGUGGCAAAAUACGUGAACUGCACAGACGAUAAAUCGCCUGGCACAUUCACGCCUAAAGUCAUAAACUGUUUGAAAGCUGUAGACCAGGAAACAUUGGCUACCUAUUCAUCGGCAGUUGCAUAUCAGGCUGGAGGUGCCAUAAAACAAGUAUCUUUUAUGGUAGCCGAUGGCAUAUUUCUACCUAAAAAACCACAUGAAAUGCUAAUAUCCGGGGAUUUUCGCAAAGACAUGAAUCUAAUGAUAGGUAACUGUGAGGACGAGGGCAGUAAUGUGUUGAUGUUAUUUGCCUCCAAUUUGGGUGAAGACCCCAAGAAGUAUGACACUCACAACCCGACGCCCAUUACAUACACGGAGGCCUACAAUACCACCAAAAACCUGUUCUCGUCGUUGGCUCUGAAGCCGAGGAUUAAUGGCGAAGAUGUGGCCAAACUAUACUUCACGGGUCUGUCCGAUAAGACAUCGCAGGAUGUGGUCAGACGUAGCAUUGGUUACGCUUUCGGCGAUUAUGCCAUGACUUGUCCGACCAUUUCGUUUGCGAAGAGUCUGUACAAAACGGAUCCAAAGAGUAAUGUCUAUCAGUAUUAUUUCAAUAGCAAAAUAAGUGACUGGAAUCCACUUUGUGGGCCAUGGAUGGGGGUGUGUCAUACCAAUGACGUUGAUCAUGUGUUUGGUAUGCCAUUCCUCGACACCAAGCGUUUUGUCGAUAGGGAACGGGAUAUAUCACAACAAAUGAUUGAUAUUUUCACAACAUUUGCUAGAAAUGGUAAACCGCCGGCACAGGGAGACUCCGAUUGGCCCCAGUAUUACACAAUUGGUGACAAUACUGUUGCCCCGUAUUAUGAAGUGACAAAUUACCCGAAAAACAUCACAAAUUUCAAUACCGACCUUAAAAUUACUGAUUGCGAGAACUUAUUCAAACCUUAUGUCAAAAUAUGA